Amphiprion ocellaris (clown anemonefish) is the source of this 7351-nucleotide messenger RNA. It is a transcript of the gene adam19b, whose product is annotated as ADAM metallopeptidase domain 19b. The record is from RefSeq and is a predicted model, not a curated record. Lineage: Eukaryota; Metazoa; Chordata; Actinopteri; Pomacentridae. The coding region runs from base 3214 to 6045 and encodes 943 amino acids. Gene Ontology annotation, molecular function: metalloendopeptidase activity. Gene Ontology annotation, biological process: membrane protein ectodomain proteolysis. The transcript is spliced from 23 exons.
CAAAUUUGCUGGAUUUUGGUAAAAUUUUUUGUGAAUGUUGUUAAGAAACAUUUUUAACAUUUUUUUUCCACCGAAAAAUGUUCAAAGAUUUCCCAAAAAUGUUUAAAAUUUGGACAUCAGAAGUUUCACUGUGAAAAUAUAUUUUUUCUUCCACAUUUUCAAACUUUAAAACGGGUCAAGUUUGACCCACAGGACGACACGAGGAUUAAACUUAUUUUGAGUUUUCUUGUAAAAUUCAACUCAAAACAAGAUAAUUUCAAGAUUGUUUGCCUUAAGAUAUUUAAGAUCCAUUGUCUUAAAACAAGUCCCUCCAUCUGCUGAAAUGUCUCUUGUUAAGUGAAUUUAUCUUAAUUCAAGUGGGAUGAGACAUUUUGACUAAAAAUAAGACAAAUAGACUUGGUAAGAUUUGGAGUUUUUGCAGUGCUCCAGUCCAGUCCAGUGUGAUUAGCUCUCCUAAGGUUGCUCUUCCAAAAAUACAUCCCCAUUUGAUAUCAUGUCUGGUAUUUAGAAUACUACCAACACUUGAUCAUUCAGCAUGUUUAACAUCUUUUCUCUUGGCCCACUGCUUUCUUUACUGAGAGGUUUUCAACAACAAUUACCUAUUUUAAACUUCAGCUAUCCUCUUUUUCAGAGUUCCUAAUGUUUGAAUUUUAAUGUUUCGGGAAGCCGUUUUGCAGAGUGAUCAAUAUCACUUACAGCCUGUAGUAGGGAAACUGGUUUAUCUGAGGUAAAAAUAAGCAGAGUAAAGCAGAAACCAAUACCUUGACUGGAGUGAGAGGCCUUGUCUUGCAGCCAAGGCGGCGUUUAGAGAUGUGAAUGGAUCCAUCGGCCAGCACUGUCAUCAGUGCUAAGAAUACCUCGCACACCCGGCAUACACUCUAUCCUCCUGACAUGUGCUCUGGGGCAUAUUUAUCAUCACACUUAUAAAUGACCGGCUCAGUAUGAAUGGCUGCUGGAUGCUUGAAGUGGUAGAAGCCCACUGUAUUCUGUUACUGCAGUGGGCUCGGUUACUGUCGGUAGUUAGGGCUGUAUUUUUGGUUCUGUGACCUUAUUUAAAGUAUGUAGCUACUGUACUGUACUUUAUGUAACCACAAGUCAACUUUCUAUUCACUCAGUUGGAAUCAGAGUGGAUUAGACUCUAUCCAUUCUCUAUAUUGAGUUAAUGAAUAAUUAUGCAUAGAGAAGUUGCUAUUUUCUUGAUAACAUAAAAAAGCUGUCCAUUUCAAUCCACUCACUAGAGUCACUGAUAAAUUCAACACAUCCAGUGGCAUGUGGCUUCAUAGAAGUGAGGACAUCCUAGAAACCAGAACGUGUUCAGGCAAGUGGUGCAGUUAUUUAAAGACAGCGUAUAUUUACAUGCUGAGAAUAUACAAAUGCCCACUGGGCUACUGGAUGGGAAUAAAGUAAGAAAGACGCCACACAAGUUUAAAAUUCUUCCUAAGUAGGUCUUUUAAACAAUUUCCUGUCCUCAGUUCAGAUGAGGUGGCGUAGCUGUUGAGACAUAAGCUGCGUUCACAUGUCAUUCAGGACGCCGGUUAACUUUUAACUCUUGUCAGCCUUGAAGAUAGUGUGAAAGUUUGACAGCAACAAGAUCUCCCACAGCUGAAAAGAACCACUGAAGUGUUGCCAACGUAACUGCAAAGCCACCAUUGUUUGCAUUUACAACUAGAUAAAAAACAACAUUCAUACAUGUAAUCCAACUCAUUUAAAAUAAGAUACGUACACUGUUAGGAUCUGUUGUCAUUCAGUAAUUAACCGAUACAAAUACCUAACAUAGAAUAGUCACUGUUUGAGUCAGUUUUAUUGCAAUGAUUGCAACACUAGCAGCUUGGAAAAAUCCAUGAAAACUCUCCACAUGGAACAAGGGGAGCUUUUUCUUUUAUUGCCAACAUUGUGUGAAUUCAGCAUCACAGUCAAUUUACAUUUUUGGCAUUUUGCUCCUAUUUAAGGGUUGAAUAUUUGUGCAGAGUACAAGCAAGCCUGCAAAAACGAGUUAUUUAACAUCUUCAGUGGCUCUGAGGAAGCUUUAAAGUUCCUCUGUGGUCAUUGAUUCAACCCCUUAAAACUCACCUCUGUGUAUCAAAGUUACAUAUUCAGAUGUUUAUCCUUGAAAAUAAUCUCUUAAUGACUUGAAAUCAUGACUUGGAUGUCUUUUUCCUCCUUUACAAUAUGAAGUCUCCAGUCACCCUAGCACACCUAUGAUUCUGCUCAAACACCAUAAACCUUCUCCAUACCCUACACAAUGGCAAGUUAUAGUAUUGUGUUAACUCCAAAAAAAGGAUGCAGAAAGUCUCUUUGUGCACAAAAUUAGUUCCUUAGACUGGUGACAUAUGAAACCCUUGAAGUCUGAAUCUGUGCUUUUGAGAUAUCCAUUGGUCCACUGUAGUUUCAAGAUGAAAAUGCUCAGCGAUAGCGUUGGCUACUUAUUAUUUUUACUCAACAUGUGUAAUCUAACUUAUAAAACACCAGAUGGACAUGUUAACAAGGCAAAAAUAAUAAUAAUUUGAACUGACAAGGGUCUUUAAGGUUGAGAAAAUAACCCUCAGGAUGUUGUAGUUGGCCUUCAAGACUAGUUAAAGGGCUCAUUGCAAGCUGUUCAUGUGGACUUUGAAAAAUGUGGUCAGUUAAGGUAAAGAGUGUCUCCUUACCAGGAAAAGGGGAUAUUGAUCAUUUAUAAUAUGAGAAAUGCAGGAUUUAGCUCUUUUUUCAGACACCUAGAAGCCAGGAUAUCUUCUAUUGCUGGAAAUGCGGCCAUUCUUUCUAUUAUGUUUCUAACUUUAUAGUACAGUAGUAAAAUAGACUUCUGGGGAAUGCAUCGUACCUUCAAUAAUCCUUCAAGACUGAAACAAUCAUUGAAGGAUCAUCAUAAAGAGGCUUCUGAUUCGGAUUGAAAAUACUGAUUGCACGAUGUUCCGUCUGCAGCUUGCAUUUCCAACGUUCUGCAAUCAAGACUCGGGUGUCUUGUUGCUCUCUGGUACAUCUUUUCAUCACAUCCUGGCUUGCGUUGCCUCAGCUCGGUGUCCCUCUGAGGGGAGGGGUUGGUAACGAAGCGGGGAUGUGCGUCCCGCGGUCUGCCAGCAUCCCGUUCAGUCUAACGGCGCAUCGCGAUGUGUCACCGGCAGAUCCAUCCGAUGUGAACCAACCCGGGCUGCUCCGUUCUUGCACAUUUAUGUGUCAGUUCAGCCACUUGAAUCGGAGCCGUUUGCUGUUAGAAUGCGUCCUGGAGCGCGUCCUCCUCCUCCUGCGCCUCCUCGUCUUCUUCUGCUGCUCGAUGCUGUGCGGUUCUCGCUGUGUUUCGUACUUUUCCUGCACUGUGUCGAGGCUGCUGCUGCAUCUGAAGGCGCUGUUUACAAUGCUGGAGAGAACACACAGGAUUCACAGAGGAGCAUCCUGCAGCACGUCCAGAGUUACGAGAUUACUUAUCCCAUUUGGCUGCAUCCCCUCAGACACAAGAGGUCUGCCAACAAAGAGCACCCAGCAGAAGAACAGGUUCUAAUCUCAGCUGAGGGCCAGGAGCUCAGACUACAGCUGGAGAAAAAUGAGCAGCUGUUGGCCACUGGAUAUCAGGAAAUAUGGUACACGCCUGACGGAGUUCGCAAGUCCUCUUCUCGUGCCAAAACUGGACAGUGUUUCUACCAUGGCAAGGUUCUGGGCAUGGAAGGUUCCAGCGUUGCUGUCAGCACUUGUUCAGGACUCAGGGGACUGAUUUCUCUGAACACAAGCGUCAGCUACCUGAUAGAGCCUCUUCCUGCUUCCGCGGAUCCUCAGCGACAUGCUGUGUUCAGAGCCGAAAGCCUCCACCUACCCAGGGGUAGCUGCCUCCAUCACCAUGGCAACAACGAGCAUGAGGAUGAGCUGAAUGACUUCAUCCAUGGAAUGAUGUCACCGCGGAGCACGAGGGAGAAAAGGGAACUGAGUCAGAAUAUGAAGUAUGUGGAGCUUCUGAUAGUGGCAGACAAGGCUGAGUUUGAGAAGCAUGGCAGUGAUCUCGAGAAGACCAAACUGAAAUUACUAGAGGCAGCCAACUUAGUUGACAAGUACUACAAGGCUUUGAGUAUCCGCGUGGCGUUAAUCGGUCUGGAGGUUUGGACCAGCCAGGACAUGAUCAGCGUGUCUGAUAACCCACAUGGCACUCUGGCGGCAUUCCUGUCUUGGAGACGCAGACAGCUCCACGCUCUCCCCAACGACAACGCUCAGCUUAUCACGGGGAGGCCGUUCCAGGGCACCACAAUCGGGCUGGCACCUCUCAAAGCCAUGUGCUCCGACUACCAGUCUGGUGGAGUGAACACGGAUCACUCAGAGUCAGCAGUUGGUGUUGCCGCCACCAUGGCACAUGAGAUGGGCCACAAUUUCGGUAUGAGUCACGACAGUGCAGGCUGCUGCCAGGCGAGAGCUGAAGACGGAGGCUGUAUCAUGGCUGCUGCUACUGGGCAUCCAUUUCCACGAGUCUUUAAUGCUUGUAACAUGAAGGAGCUGAAGAGCUACCUGAGCUCUGGAGGAGGGAAGUGUCUCUUCAACUUGCCAAACACCAGAGCGAUGUAUGGAGGGCAGCGCUGUGGUAACGGCUACCUGGAGGAUGGAGAGGAAUGUGACUGUGGAGAAGAAGAGGAGUGCACCAGUCCCUGCUGCAACGCCAACAACUGCACCCUGAAAGCCGGAGCUGAGUGCGCCCAUGGAGUCUGCUGUCAGAACUGCAAGCUGAAGAGCCCAGGUGUGCUGUGCCGUGCUCCCUCGGGGCCGUGCGACCUGCCCGAGUACUGUGAUGGAAAGGCGGAGUCUUGUCCUGCUAAUUUUUAUCUGGUUGAUGGUACAUCGUGUGCAGGUGGGCAGGCGUACUGCUACACCGGCAUGUGUCUGACCCUGGAGCAGCAGUGCCGCUCGCUCUGGGGACGAGACGGUCGUCCGGCCCCUGACCUGUGCUUUAAGAAGGUGAACGAAGCCGGAGACAUGUACGGGAACUGUGGCAAAGAUCUGCAGGGCAAAUACAGGAGCUGCAAGGAGAGGGAUGCUAAAUGUGGCAAGAUCCAGUGCUCGGCUUCCGCCUCCAAGCCCAUCGAGAACAACGCUGUUCGCAUAGAAACCACAGUCAGUGUGGGCAGCAGGAAAGUCCAGUGUCUGGGGACUCAUGUGUACAAGCUUGGCCAAGGAGACGAGGAACCACAGAGUGACACCUUGGAUCCAGGCCUGGUUAUGACGGGGACAAAGUGUGGUGAAGACUUGAUUUGCUUUAAUGGAGAGUGCCGCAAUGCAUCUUUUCUCAGAGCCGACGAGUGCAACACCAAGUGCCACGGACAUGGACUGUGCAACAACAACCACAACUGCCACUGUGACUCAGGAUGGGCUCCUCCUCGGUGCGACCAGAAGGGGUCAGGAGGGAGCUUGGAUAGCGGACCUGUCAUCAGCCACAGCAGUCUCCUUCCAGUCCUGCUUGUUCUCCCUCUGGCUCUUUUUGUGGUUUUGGCUGCUGUUGGACUUUGGUGCUGCUACAAACACAAACUGCGCCCACUCAAAUCAUCUGCUCCACCACCGGUGCCAGACUGUUCAGUACCUAUUGAGGGGAAGCCUCUGUACACAGACGAUAAUGUCAACGGUCACACCAACCCAACAUUCUUGCUAAAGAAACAGGACUCAGACCAGCUGGGUAAACCUUCUCCACGCCCGAGCCCAUCUUGCCCAGCUCGGCCCAGACACGCUAUCGUACGUCCAGCAGUGAAGCCUCCUCCGAUACCAGCAUACGCCCAUAUCCAGCCUGCUGCUCCUCCUCAGAGAAAAUACUCUCCUCAGGAUUACACUCCUCCUCCUUUAAAGUCUGCACAGGCUUCUCCACCUCUUUCAGGACCUUCCAUGGAUCCCAAAAACCAGCCUUCAGCAAUACCCAAACACCGCCCAGAACCCCCAAACAGACCUCCACCGCCCUGUCCUGUCAACAGACCAUCAGGGGGACAGCAACAUGUAAAAGAUCUGCAGGUGACCACUAAUGCCCUGCCGAGAGGAAAAGCAGCUUUGGCUCCAUCUGCUGGACAGAAAAAGCCAAACAGAGCCUAAACUAAGAGCUCAGGGAGGCACUGGGGACCACCACUUACAUCCAACAAUGCACUGCCUCACACUUUCAGCAGCUACAAAAACGUGUCACUGUGGAAUAAGAUGAAUACUUGACACUGUAUUUACACUGAUGUGCAUUGUGGGGAAAAUUAUAUGGGUACAGCAAGUUACACAGCAGUCACAGUGAGCAUGUUUUAAGCCAAAGAUUUAGGCUUAGUCAGUGUUUUGUAAAUUAGCCCUACAUGUGUCACGCUUUAUUCACUUGAAACAGCCUGAGCUGUGAAUUUAAGUUGUUUCUUUUCUUAUUGUCUCAGAUGUUGAAAAUGUGAAAAUGUUCCAUGUGUGUCAGCAGUGUUGAAACACUGCUUCAGGAGUAUUUAUUCGCAAAGCAAAGAAAAAUGAAUGUUUACAGAGCAGCCUAUGUACCAAACACGGUGCCUCGUAAAGCGCAUCAGCUAUAAAGGAAUAUCUUAUAUUAAGAAAAGAUGCCAAUAGUGACGUUUCUUACGCUUCUUAUGUGUGAUUAAAAAAGGGAUAAUAAUGAGUUGGAACUGGAUUAGUGGUAACCGGUAAAAACCCUGCUUGCAUGCUGUAAGUAUACGCUUAAAGAAGAGAGAUACAUGUCUGAUGUGUAGCAGGAGAUGUGAAAGAUUGUUGCAGUUUAGAUUUUUUAUUUUCAUUAUUUUUUUUACUGUUGUAGUGUUGCACUUGUCAUUUAAUGGCCUGAUGGCAUUAAAAGUGGCUGUUAAAAAUCACAUUAUCUUACCACAAAGUACCAACUAGUGAAUAUCACCUUUUUAACUUGCGGGAGCUGAGGAUUAAAGUGACAACUAUCAUUUUUUUGACUUCUAUCAUGAUGAAAUUUUCUUUGUCUAAGGCAGAAUUUUAGAUAAUUUCAUGUUAAGAGCAGAAAUCAAACACAGUUUUGUUUAUGUAUCAGUUCAACAUCCCAAAAUUGUUCCAAAAAUUUAAAUAAUCCAUUAUGUCUUUUUUAAAUAUGUUACUAAAACUGAUCCCUCUGCACCAAACUUCCAUGAUGCUACUGUUCUAUCUGAGAAGGCCACGUUGAAUGACUGCAAGUUAUGUAAAAGUGAUCAAUUUGGCAUUACUUCUAAAUACUGCGGUCUGUUUGACUGCUUUGGGAACUGUGAUCUGUAAUAUGGAAUUGGUAAUAUGAGAAUACAGUGUGUCAGCUGCCAUGUUUUACCUUAUUAUCAGACCUAUGCAAACGCAGGGGCUGUGCAGCUCCGUGUCUCAAACUGGAAUUCAAAUGAACACAGUGAAAAAUAAAAAAGACUUUUUAACUGGU